Messenger RNA from Thecamonas trahens ATCC 50062, 1882 nucleotides. Its product is annotated as vacuolar protein sorting-associated protein 33A. The transcript is spliced from 2 exons. The record is from RefSeq and is a predicted model, not a curated record. Bases 20 to 1882 code for a protein of 620 amino acids. Gene Ontology annotation, biological process: intracellular protein transport; vesicle-mediated transport. Gene Ontology annotation, cellular component: vacuole; CORVET complex. Lineage: Eukaryota; Apusomonadida; Apusomonadidae.
UGGCACUCGGCCGACUACCAUGGCUGCCAACCUGUCCGGAGCGGUGGUGAACCUCGCUGCACUCCGCGAGCAUGCCAAGGAGGAGCUCAUGGACUACCUUGACAUGAUCCGCGGCGACAAGGAGCUGGUGAUCGACUCGAAUCUCACGGGACCGCUGGGCCUGGUCACGACUGUGCCGUUUCUGCAGCAGCAUGGCGUGGCCAACCUGCGCAAGCUCGAGGCCGGUGCGCUGCGUGACGCGGCUCGCAAUGUGGUGUACAUUACCCGGCCGACGCUCAAGAACAUGAAGAUGAUUGCGAGGCAGAUCCGGGGAGCGGUGGAGGGCACGCACGAGUACUUUGUGCUCUUUGCGCCGCGCAAGACGCUUAUCUGCGAGCGGGUGCUGGAGGAGGAGGGCGUGCUCGGCGACUGCACGCUGUUUGAGUUUGCGAUGGACCUCAUUCCACUCGACGACGACGUGCUCUCGCUGGAAAUGGAGAGCGCGUUCCGAGAGUGUUACCUCGACGGCGACCGGACGGCGCUGUAUUCGGUGGCGACGUCGCUGAUGAAGAUCCAGGCCAUGUACGGCACCAUUCCGCACAUCAUGGGCGCAGGGCCGGCAGCCAAGCUUGUGGCAGACAUGAUGAUGCGGAUGGCGGCACAGUCGUCCGAGGCCAACAUGAUCACGCCCGAAAUCGACCGGGUCAUUCUCAUCGACCGCGCAGUCGACCUCGUCACUCCGCUCUGCACCCCGCUCACCUACGAGGGCCUCAUCAACGAGGAGUUUGGCAUCAAGAACACGUUUGUGUGGCUCGAUCCGGCCAUGCUCGGCCCAGACGGCCCGUCGGGCACCGGUCGGCAGGUCAAGCACCCUCUCAACUCAAACGACAAGCUCUACACCGAGAUUCGUGACCACAACUUUGCCAUUCUCGGCCCGCUCCUCCACGCCAAGGCCGAGGGCGUCCGCCAGUCGUACGACAUGCGCCACGAGGUGCAGACCAUUUCUGAUGUCAAGGCGUACGUGGGCACGUUCAAGGAUGCGCAGGCGGAGCACAAGUCGCUCACCGUCCACACGAACAUUACCGAGGCGCUGAUGCGGGUGACCCGCGCCGACGCCUUCCACCGCCAGCUUGAGGCCGAGCAGGCCAUGCUCAACUCGGUCGACUCGGCCUCGACGGUCGCCUACAUCGAGGAGUGCAUCAACAAGCAGGAACCGCUGACCAAGGUCCUGCGCCUGAUCUGCAUCCUCUCGCUCACCCUCAACGGCGUCAAGUCUAAGAUGUUCGACUUUCUUCGCCGUGAAAUCGUCCAGGCCUACGGCUUUGAGCACAUGUUCACCCUCCACAACCUCGAGAAGCUCGGCCUCUUCAAGCGCUCAGAGGGCAAGUCGAGCUUCCCGCUCCUGGUCAAAAACUUCAACCUCCUCCCCGACGAGGUCAACGAGGCCGAUCCCGACGACAUCUCGUACGUCUUCUCCGGCUACGCCCCGCUCUCCGUCCGCCUCAUCGAGCUCGCCUCGCGCCCGGGCUCCUGGGCCGCCAUCCCGCGCCCCGUCGCCGCCCUCAUCCCCGAGCCCAUGUUCGAGGCCCAGCAGGAGAUUCCGCAGGGCAUCUCGCUCCACGACGACCUCCCGCCCGCCGCCCCGGGCGCAGACCCCGCCGAUGCCAUGCGCUCCGAAGCCGCCCAGCGCUCGCGCGUCACACUCGUCGUCUACAUCGGCGGCAUCGCCUACGCAGAGCUCGCCGCCAUUCGCUUCCUCGCUUCGGCCGCCACAGACCGCCGCGAGGACUUUAUCGUUGCCACCACCAAGCUCAUCUCCGGCCGCUCGCUCAUGGAGCAGUGCAUGGAGCAGCUCGAGACCCGCUCUGUCGGCGACGCUGACCUCGCCGGCGCCUCGUUCUAG